ACUCACUUGGAUCUAAGCUGCUGAAGAUGGAAUCUUACUUGAACAGACCACCUACUAUUGUCAGGUGCACUGCUCAAAAGAAAAGCAUAAAUCAAAACUCUGAAGAAUCAAAGGAAAUCAAGAAUUCACCAGUAAUAUCCUUUUCACCACUCAAAGACAAAAUAGUACAAAAUACCUCUGAAAUAGAUAACCAUCCAGAAAAACAGAUAACACCUUUUGCAACCUCAACAGAACUAAAUACAUGCAACAGUAUUCCUUAUCCUUCAAACAGAACAGACAAAACUUUGCCAUGUGAGGCUAUUGUAAAGGGCAGACAGACACAAAGACCAAUGUCAAGUUACCAUAAGCCUGUUUGUCGUACAAAUUGUGUUGACAGGUUGAAGCAAAGUAACAAGGCAUCUCUAGCAAGAGCAAAAUCAAAUCCAUGCAAUUUGAUGAAACAUGAAAGAGAACUAAAUAAUCAUAGUCCAACAUGUUUGGAAACAAAAUCUAAUACUUCUUAUUUUAAAUAUGACUGUAAGAUUAAGGAGCCUGUUGUAUCAGGAUUAGAAAGGCGAAAUAGUGAACCAUAUGGAGAAGAGAAAUACGUUGCAUUGUGGGAAUCACAAACAAAACUUAUUCAUGGUGAUGGAAACAACAAGGUGGGGGUAAGUCCAUUACCAUCUUGUCCACUGCCAGAGCAUUUAUGGGUAAAAUUUUCAGAAGAUCCCUACUUUAGUUCACUUUCUCCAGUUGAAGAUUAUCCAGAGGUUAGAAAUGCUCCAACCAUAAACUAUCCUUUUGGGACUGGAGGACAUUCCAUUGCAGAAGGGGAACAAACUCAAGAAAGUCAUGUAUCUUCUGCACAGACCCAAUCAUUUUCUAAUAAUCAGUGUGUGAACUUUUGUUCAUCUGAAGAAAAUACAUCAUUAAACAAUGCUGAGGAAGAUGAUGCACCCCCACUGCCAGAGAGAACCCCAGAAUCAUUUCUCUUAGCUAGUGAAACUGAUGUACAACAGCCAGAUUCACAAAACCAGCUUUCAUCAGUAACAUCAAAAAUUGGAUUGUCAUCUGAAUGGUGUGGAACAUCUCAUUCAAACAAUUUCGCAGACAGUAGGAAACUGAAGGAAAGAAGUAAGAGUUUAAAAGUAAGAUCAACUUCAAGGAUAGAACGUUCAGAUUCUCCACCUCCACCACCACUUCCUGAGAGGACACCAGAAUCAUACAUUCUUGCUAGUGAUGACAGUUCUCAGACUGGAAAUGCUGAAAACAGGCCAACAAGCCAGCCUGUUGCAGGUGCAGCAGUCAGUGAAAAAAGUUCUUCCAAGAUUUUUGAACCAGUUAAACGAAUGGCAAGAAGUAAGAGUCUAAAAAUCUUAAAGAAUGUAAAAAAGGGUCCAACUACUGAAGAAACAGAUUCUGAAACAACACAAGGCAGUCAUUCAAGUUCUUUUUCAUUCUUUGGAUUUGGAAAUCGUUUUUCUAAACCCAAAGGACCACGAAAGCCUCCAGUAACCUGGGACGUCUGAAAUAUUUAUAACUCGAUGGCUAUUUAUGGAAAUGUAGUUUUAUUGUAGAAAUGUUUCUGAAUGUAUUAUUAUGUUUCCACACAGUGCAUAUAUAAUACAAGGUUAUACUUACAUAACAACACUCAGAAACUUUUGCUAAGAAUGUAGUCUCUGCAUGUCUUUGACAUUGUAUGAAAACACCACAAUAGCAGGUCAAUGAUGUUGAAGAAAAAAUGUUCACUUUUUAACGGUAGUAUAAUACAAGUUCUUUCAACUGAAAAUGGAUACAAAAAGUGCACAGUUGUAUUAGUACUGAGAAAAUGAGUGUGCCUAUUUUUUUUUUUUUUUUUUUUUGUAGUGAGAAUAUGGCCAGCUGAGUCCAUUUCACUGCAGCUAUGUUUGUAUAAAUAUGUUUGAUUCAAUUAAUGUAUUUAAUGCAUAAAAUAACUGAAUAUUUUCAUAAAAUGCUUUAAAGAGCUACAUAUAUGGCUUCUUUGUAGACCAGGGAAUAUCUUUUAGAAACAAUAAUGUUGUUUCAGAAGUGCUGGUCACCAUUCAGUAAGUAAAGAAAUGUGCAAUGUUAUUAUAUUGCCAGAUGUAUAAAAUGUAUGUUUAUAAAUGUGUGGGUGGCCAAAUAAAAUCAUAAAAAUGUCUUCAUUGAUUUGUGCUAUAUUUUCAGUCAUGAUCAAGUCAAACAAGAACUUCUAAAAGUUUUAGGCUUGAAGAAGUAAUCAGAGAGCAUAACAAAUUAGGUCUGGCAACAAACAAAGU
This is a messenger RNA of Protopterus annectens (West African lungfish), 2258 nucleotides long. Its product is annotated as tyrosine-protein phosphatase non-receptor type 22-like. The transcript has 10 exons. The record is from RefSeq and is a predicted model, not a curated record. Lineage: Eukaryota; Metazoa; Chordata; Ceratodontiformes; Protopteridae. Gene Ontology annotation, molecular function: non-membrane spanning protein tyrosine phosphatase activity. Gene Ontology annotation, biological process: peptidyl-tyrosine dephosphorylation. Gene Ontology annotation, cellular component: cytoplasm; nucleus. Bases 27 to 1508 code for a protein of 493 amino acids.